Messenger RNA from Penicillium canariense, 1734 nucleotides. Its product is annotated as carboxylesterase. The transcript has a single exon. Lineage: Eukaryota; Fungi; Ascomycota; Eurotiomycetes; Eurotiales; Aspergillaceae. Bases 1 to 1734 code for a protein of 577 amino acids. The record is from RefSeq and is a predicted model, not a curated record.
AUGGCGUUUAAAUCCGUUGCAGCCAUCUUUCUCUGUCUAUUUUCAGCUUGCGGUCACGCAAGUGCUCUUCAUAAACAGCAUGCCAUUGUGGACAUAGAAAAUCGUGUUCGCUUUCACGGAUCAUCGGCCAGCAAUAUCGAGUCGUUCAUUAACAUACGCUUCGGUCAGAAUACCGGUGGCAGUAAUCGUUUUGCGGCACCCAAGCCCUACAGCUAUCCGUAUGGCUCAGUGGUAAAUGCCACUCAGCCAGGUGCAGCUUGCCCACAGCAGAAGGUUCCUAUCCAGGGGCUUGCAGUUUUUGACAAUGUAACCCACAUCUCAGAAGAUUGUCUAACUCUACGUGUCGAUCGACCAGCCAACACAUCAAGGACAUCCAAGCUUCCUGUCAUGGUAUACAUCUAUGGCGGCGGAGAUUCCAUCGGCCAGAUUUAUGAUCCAAUCUACGAGCCAGGGUCCUUGAUCUCCAACGCCGUUCAACAGGGCUUCCCUGUAAUGUAUGUGGCUAUGAACUACCGAGUCGGUGUAUUUGGCUUUGCUGCAUCCCCAGCUUUGAACGCAACGGGCUCUCUUAAUGCGGGCCUCCUUGACCAGCGACUCGGUCUCUCUUGGGUGCAGCAGCACAUAUCAGCUUUCGGUGGAGACCCUGAUAAUGUCACUAUCUUUGGAGAAAGUGAUGGUGCUACUGGAGUCGGCCUUCAGAUCACCGCCUAUGGCGGAGAUAUACCGAAGACCCCAUUCAAAAGGGCUAUCAUGCAAUCAGGCAGCGCCUCUGCAGACUCAGGCACUGCUAGCAACAUAUCAGCAGUACAUACGAGUGAGCUGAUAAAGAAAAUCAACUGCACAUCCUCCAGCAGCGAGGCCGAGUUUGCUUGCCUGCGGGAACUGCCGCUUGACAGACUGCUGUCAGCUGCGGUUGAAUACGAGUUUAGCGUUAGCAAUUUUGGGUUUGAUGUCUUUGAGCCGACAUCUCCGUCGACCUUUAUUCCUGACAGCCCUUCAACGCUAUUGACAACUGGUCGAUUCGCUCACGACAUUGACAUUAUUGCUGGCUGGACUGAAGACGAUCAGUCUUUCUUUGCACCAUCCACACUCAACUCAACCACGGAUCUUGUCCAGUUCAUUUACUCCCAGUUUCCAGCCUUUUCGAAGAGAAACGUCCAGAGAGUUCUUUCUCUAUACUCUGUUACAUCCUUCUCGGACAUGUCCUCAGAGAACAUUUCAGCCCAGUACUUCCGUGCAAGCCGAAUGCUUCGAGACGCCCAAUAUGCUUGCCCAAGUCUGCAUAUGGUGCAAAUGAAUCAUAAAUACUCCGACGGGAAGACUUCGAACUAUCUCUACGUCUUGAACCAGACCCUAUUUUCUCCGCUAUUUGCCGAGAUGGGGACCUCUUACCUCGGUAUCUCACAUUUCAGUGAUAUUCCCUAUGUCUUUAAUCUGGCGAAGACCAGAUACUCUUUCCUGGCUUCGCCAUCGGACAUAAAGUUGUCCACGGAAAUGAGUAGUAGCUGGGCUUCCUUCGCUGCAUUUGGAGAUCCAUCUCGAAGACAUGGGACAAUAACUAACUGGGAUGACGCCAUGGAUCAAAUUUCACUGGGUCAAUACAACCUUCGAGUAGUUGGUGGUCCAAACGAAGGCCUCAAAGCCAUUGGGCAUGACAAGGAUUCCUAUGAAGAACUGGCUAAAAGAUGCGACUUUUGGAGCUCUGCCGAGGUACUUCGAGAAAUGGCAGUGUAA